UGUUAAUUAAAAUCUAGGUGCAUACAUUUUCAAAUUGCUGAUGGCUUCGGCAUCAAGUAGCAGUGCGCGCCAUCUAUUUAACGAUAGCAAACAACGUUUAUGCGACCGUGUUGGUGUAAAUGUUAAUAAUUUGGGGUCUGUAGCACGUCAAAUUGUGCGGGGCUCGAAAUCAAAUGAGAUUUUGGGACAGACUAUAAAGAAUUUUACACAAGUCGACAUUGUUUCGGAUUAUAGUAGUCAAAAUUUAAAUAAAAUGGAAUUGAUUUUAAAACACGUCAACUACCAACAUGAUACCAUACUGGAUAGCAUCAAUCAUUUAGAUUUUGUAAUGGAACAAGUAACGUCUAUGGAAAGAUGAUUAGAAGAGAACAGAAGUAAUAGAUUGUAAAAAAGAAAUGGUACAUUUGCUUUGGUGAUCCACAAAUUGUUUUAUAUAAAGAUUUACAUUCUAAUUACUUUUGUUUAAGAAGCUCUAAACCAUUUGGAAAAUAUUUAUAUAAUUUUCAGAAUAUGAUUGGCGUAUAAUACCUACUUAAGCUAUGUUUUUCAGUUUGGGUAAUACAAGCUCAUUUAAUUGGGCUAUUUCUUAAAAAAAGUAUCGAAGAGCUUUCAUCUGGAAGUGCUCUUGAUUGUAAAAAGGCAUUUAUAAAGAAAUACUCUUAACAAUAUCUUGCACCAUGGCUUUCAGUUAUAAAUUUAAAUUCAAAAUUGUCGAUUUACUGACUGUUAACCAGCCACUAGUAUUUUAUCUGUAGUCU
Teleopsis dalmanni is the source of this 758-nucleotide messenger RNA. RefSeq lists its product as uncharacterized. NCBI's taxonomy places the organism in Eukaryota, Metazoa, Arthropoda, Insecta, Diptera, Diopsidae. The transcript is spliced from 3 exons. Bases 41 to 358 code for a protein of 105 amino acids. The record is from RefSeq and is a predicted model, not a curated record. Gene Ontology annotation, cellular component: BORC complex.